This is a messenger RNA of Girardinichthys multiradiatus, 2161 nucleotides long. RefSeq names its product acetyl-CoA acyltransferase 2 (gene acaa2). Gene Ontology annotation, biological process: fatty acid beta-oxidation. Gene Ontology annotation, molecular function: acetyl-CoA C-acetyltransferase activity. The transcript is spliced from 10 exons. Lineage: Eukaryota; Metazoa; Chordata; Actinopteri; Cyprinodontiformes; Goodeidae. The record is from RefSeq and is a predicted model, not a curated record. Bases 149 to 1339 code for a protein of 396 amino acids.
GUAAAACAUGAAGCGACGGCAUUAUGUAGGGUAAAGUUCGCAGUGGACGCUUCUUUAUAUAUAUCCACCGUGGACAGAUCAGGAGACAGAGACGGGAAUCUGGUUUAAAAAUUACAACUGUCCAACAGAUUAUUGUUUUACCAACGUCAUGGCGCUUAUCAGAGGUGUUUUUAUUGUAGCAGCCAAGCGCACUCCGUUCGGUACGUACGGCGGAGUACUGAAGGAUCACAGCGCCACAGACCUGGCUGAGCAUGCAGCUAAAGCUGCCCUCACCGCUGGCGCCGUGCCUCCAGAACUCAUAAACAGCAUUAUAAUAGGAAAUGUCAUGCAGAGUUCAGCUGAUGCUCCGUACAUUGCUCGUCAUGUUGGUCUGAGGUGUGGCGUUCCCAUCCCAGUUCCUGCUCUCACUGUGAACAGACUGUGCGGGUCUGGUUUCCAGUCCAUCAUCAACGGUGCUCAUGAGAUUUGCCUCAGAGAGUCGGAGGUGGUUCUAUGUGGAGGUUCAGAGAGUAUGAGCCAGGCCCCUUACGCAGUCCGUAACAUCCGCUUUGGAACAAAGUUCGGGUUGGAUCUUAAGCUCGAGGACACUUUGUGGGCGGGUCUAACUGACCUCCACAUCAAGAUCCCGAUGGGCAUCACUGCAGAAAACCUGGCAGAGAAAUACCAAAUAGCACGAGAGGACUGUGACAACUACGCAUACCAGACACAACAGAGGUGGAAGGCAGCUCAUGAAGGGGGUCACUUCACAGCUGAAAUUGCUCCGAUUGAGGUGAAAGGAAAGAAAGGCAAAGCGCCCAUGUCUCACGAUGAACACCCUCGACCUCAGACCACAUUGGAACAGAUGGCCAAGCUGCCUACUGUCUUCAAGAAGGGAGGGACCGUCACCGCUGCUAAUGCGUCGGGUGUCUCUGAUGGUGCCGCUGCCCUGGUGAUCACAAGUGAAGAAGCCCUGAAGGAACACAAGCUCACCCCACUGGCCAGAAUUGUUGCCUAUCACGUGUCAGGCUGUGACCCGAGCAUAAUGGGGAUUGGUCCAGUCCCAGCUGUCACAGAAGCUCUUAAGAAGGCCGGUCUGUCUAUUAAUGAUAUGGAUCUUGUUGAGGUGAAUGAAGCUUUUGCUCCUCAGUAUCUGGCCGUAGCCAAGGCUCUUGGACUGGACCCAGUCAAAUCCAACGUCAACGGCGGAGCUAUUGCCAUCGGACAUCCUCUCGGUGCCUCUGGAGCGCGCAUCACUGCUCACCUGGUGCACGAGCUCAGGCGAAGAGGAGGAAAAUACGCCGUCGGCUCUGCUUGUAUCGGCGGAGGUCAGGGCAUUGCCAUCGUCCUGGAAAGGUGCUAAAAAAUGAAGAAGCUGUGGAAGGAUUCCUACAAAAUAAAUGCCAAACGCACAGACAGUCCACAGGCAUGAUAUAAGAUGUAGUUUGUACACAGUCAAAUAAAUGUCUUCCGAUGUUUAAUAAUGAAGAACAGCAGCUCGGUUUGGCAAAAAUAAGCAUAACCAAUUAAAUUUUUGUUUCAUUCUCUGUCAGUUUAUUUUUGCAACAUACAGUAUGUUUGAGUCUGAUGCCUUAAGAGAUCUGUAAAAGUAAAGGAAUGACUGUAAUAUGCACAAAUGUUUAGGAGCCUAUACAGACCCAUUCAAUAAAUUUGAAUAUUGUUGAAAAGUUCAUUUAUUUCAGUAACUUAGCUCACUAAGUGAAAUACAUUAUAUAGAUUAACUUCACACUUACUGAUGUUUUCAAGUCUUUAUUUCUGUUAAUUAUGAGAUUUUCCCCUGACACCUAAUGGAAAUGCGACAUUUAAGAUUAGAAUAUUGCACCAGACCAAUAAAUAAACUUUUUUGAUACAGAAAUGUGGGCUUUUUGAAAGGUAUGUAUUAGAACUGCACAAAGUUUGUUAUUUUCAAAAACUUCUCUUAAUCUGCCAAACAAUCCUCAUUGGAACACAUAUUGUAAUUUUCUGAAUAUGACUAUAUGCAUAAAAGACCGUGCUAUGAUCCAGAGGCAUGUUAACGUGUAGCUUGGUAUUAUAAUAAACUUUGCCUUUAAAUGCUCUUCAUCACUUAAUUUUCCAGGUUUGGUGUUUUAACACCAAAGGUGACUGCGAACUAAUUUUUUUACUUCUCUAUCAAAGAAUCCUAAAUAAAAAUGUCCCAAAAACA